GUCUACGUCGCCGCCAUUUUCAAAACAAAGUUGAGUUACAGUAUAUUUUUAUAAUUUUAUUCUAAAUUAAAGUUUGAUUAAGUAGGUAUGCCUUCAGCAGGAGACGAAAAUGUAUUCAGACUUCCAGAAGUUAAAGAUGAGAAAAAAUCAAGACGUCAUUCAAUCAUAGGUUUAGGUUUUGACAUUCCAAAACUGGGAAAACGAAAAAGAAAACAAGCAGAUGAAGACAGUAUUAGCAUUCAGAGUUAUGACACAAGUAAAGCUAAGCAGAAAAAGAGCCGAAAAUCAAUGCUUAGAGUUUCCUCCAUUGCCAAUCUUCUGUCUCCUUCAAAGUCUAUCAAGAGAGAAAAUGAAUUUCAAAGAUCAAUCAGCUUGAAAGUUCCCCCAUCCCCUGUUACCAAACACAAUGUGACCCCUUACAAGGCCCCCCAGCCUUCCCCCGCAAAGCGGCGACUCAGUCGCACAUGGAGUGAGAUGAUGAGUACUACAGAGGGACAUAUCCCCUCACAGCUGUCACACAGAGACAUCAAAAGACAAGAGGCAAUAUAUGAGUUGUAUCAGGGUGAAAAUGAUCUGGUUGAAGACUUGACCAUCGUAAAAAAGACAUACCGGGAUUCUAUGGAGAAGUUACAACUAAUGACAGCUUGGGAACUAAGCCAGAUAUUUGGUCCCAUUGACAUGCUUAUUCCUAUUCAUGAAGAGCUUGCAUGUGGUCUACAGAACCAGAGACUACCAGAUGGGACGACCCGAGAUGUGGGAGCUCUCUUGGUGGAGUGGGUACAGAAACUAAAGGAGUAUGUUCCAUUCUGUGCCAAUCAGGUGUUUGGAAAGGCUAUGUUGGACGAGAAGAAGAACGAUCCAGCGGUAGAUGAUUUCCUACAGAGGUGCCAGGAUUCUCCUUUCAGUCGCAAACUUGACCUGUGGACUUUGUUAG
This is a messenger RNA of Saccostrea cuccullata (small rock oyster), 934 nucleotides long. Its product is annotated as neuroepithelial cell-transforming gene 1 protein-like. The annotation marks the transcript as partial. Gene Ontology annotation, molecular function: guanyl-nucleotide exchange factor activity. Gene Ontology annotation, biological process: positive regulation of Rho protein signal transduction. NCBI's taxonomy places the organism in Eukaryota, Metazoa, Mollusca, Bivalvia, Ostreida, Ostreidae. The transcript is spliced from 9 exons. The record is from RefSeq and is a predicted model, not a curated record.